This is a messenger RNA of Nerophis lumbriciformis (worm pipefish), 1818 nucleotides long. Its product is annotated as voltage-dependent calcium channel gamma-4 subunit-like. Gene Ontology annotation, biological process: transmission of nerve impulse; postsynaptic neurotransmitter receptor diffusion trapping; regulation of AMPA receptor activity. Gene Ontology annotation, cellular component: postsynaptic density membrane; voltage-gated calcium channel complex; AMPA glutamate receptor complex. NCBI's taxonomy places the organism in Eukaryota, Metazoa, Chordata, Actinopteri, Syngnathiformes, Syngnathidae. Gene Ontology annotation, molecular function: voltage-gated calcium channel activity; channel regulator activity. The record is from RefSeq and is a predicted model, not a curated record.
AUGGCGUGGUGUGACCGCGGGCUGCAGACCCUGCUGGCUAUCGCGGGCUCCUUCGCCGCCUUCAGCCUGAUGAGCGUCGCCAUUGGCACCGACUACUGGCUCUACUCGCGGGCGAACAUCUGCAACUCCACCAACGCCAGCGCGGACGAGCAGAGCAACGCGCAGAGCAAGAGAGUCAAAGGCGACCUGACGCACUCCGGACUGUGGAGGAUCUGCUGCAUGGAAGGUAUUAACAAAGGAAGCUGUUUUCGGAUCAAUCACUUCCCAGAGGAUAAUGACUAUGACACGGACAGUUCCGAGUACAUCUUACGUAUUGUGCGAGCGUCCAGCCUCUUCCCCAUCCUCAGCACCGUGCUGCUGAUGCUGGGCGGCCUGUGUGUUGGCGUUGGACGCAUCUACAGUAGGAAGAACAACAUUCUGCUCAGUGCCGGCAUUCUCUUUGUGGCUGCAGGCCUAAGCAACAUCAUCGGCAUCAUCGUUUACAUCUCCAGUAACGCCGGCGACCCGAGCGACAAGAAAGACGAGGACAAGAAGAACCAAUACAACUAUGGCUGGUCCUUCUACUUUGGCGCCCUCUCCUUCAUCGUGGCAGAAUCCGUGGGUGUCCUGGCGGUCAACAUAUACAUCGAGAAAAACAAAGAGACGCGCUGCCGAGCCAGGCGCGACUUCAUCAAAUCCACCUCCUCGUCUUCGCCUUACACCCGUAUCCCCAGUUACAGCCACCGACGGAGGCGCUCGCGGUCCAGCUCGAGGUCGUCGGACCCGUCGCGCGAGCCCUCCCCGGGAAGGAAGAAGAUGGGGGGAGGAAGGGGUGGAGAGGCGGGGCUGAGGAUGGGCUUGCAGACGGGAGACAUAUCCCUGUACUCCCUGAGCAGGGACCCUCUGAAGGGGAGGGGGCGCUACAGUCCUGAGAGGGACUUUUUACAAGUCCACAACUGCUUCCAGAAAGAUGUGAAAGAUGGCGGCAACAGGAGAACCACGCCCGUUUGAGUAUUGUUGUUGGUAAGCUUGAUAUUGUACAGCAGAUGAUAAAGUUUCCCUCCUGAAGUUGAGCAUACACUGAACUGAAUUGGAAAUGAGUUAUGUAGACACACUGUACAUUUAUGUUGUUGCUGUUCCACUUAAACCCUGUAGAUGGCUCUUAGGCACAUUGUUGCUCAACAAAUACCUCACAUCCUCAAACCAUGGAAAAUGACAGACAUUAUAGCAGGAGUGUCCAAACUUUUUGAUGUGGGGGCUGCAUUGGGCUAAAAAAUGUGGUCGAGGGCCGAAAGCAUGUAAAGUAACUAUAUAUAUAUAUAUAUAUAUAUGUAUACAUAUACAUACACACACACAAGUGUGUGUAUAAGUGUACAUAUUAUAUUAAUAUAAUGGAUAUAUAACUUUUCAUUAAUAUAAUUUGAUAUUAAGAGUAUGUGACUCCUACCUUCUUUACUUCUGUGACAACCCGCCUUAAAGUUGUGUAAUCAAUUAGAAAUAUCAAGCAGCUAAAAUCCGCCAAACAUGGAUAAGUGUGGAAAGUGUUUUACAUUUUUCUCAUCAUGCUUUGUAAUGGAUGUAAUUUUAAAUUUUUUAUGGUGCAUGGCCGUUUUUUUUAAAUAAUAUCCACAAAGUUCAGUGAGCAGGUUGUGUUGUGUGUGAACGUGUCUGUUGACAUUUUGUGUUGGUUGGAAUUUUUUUUUUUUUUUUCACACCAUGACUAGGUAAGGUUGUUUACAUCGGGAUAAAAGUUAAUGCUGCGCAUGCCUCCAUUUAGAGCAGUGGUCACUAACCUUUUUGAACCCAAGAUCCCUAUCUCAGCCAAAAACCAAAGCAAGA